Cladophialophora carrionii CBS 160.54 is the source of this 1512-nucleotide messenger RNA. RefSeq lists its product as uncharacterized. Lineage: Eukaryota; Fungi; Ascomycota; Eurotiomycetes; Chaetothyriales; Herpotrichiellaceae. The record is from RefSeq and is a predicted model, not a curated record. Gene Ontology annotation, molecular function: oxidoreductase activity, acting on paired donors, with incorporation or reduction of molecular oxygen; monooxygenase activity; iron ion binding. The coding region runs from base 1 to 1512 and encodes 503 amino acids. The transcript has 6 exons.
AUGGCCUCCUUCUUCGCAGCCUCGCACAUACAGCUUGGUCUCGCCGCAAUCGUGACGGUCGCGAUUGUGUGGGUUGUGGUCUCUACCACAGUAUCCUACCGCCGGCUGCGGCACAUCCCAGGACCGUGGCUCGCUCGAUUUUCCCAGCUAUGGCUACUCAACGUCACGUCCAAGGGAGACCUAUACCUUGCCAUGGAAGGAGUCAUUGAGAAAUACGGCUCACCAGCGAGGAUCGGCCCUAACAUGAUUAUCUUUGAUGACCCCGAAUAUGUUCGCGCCAUGACAGCUCCCCGUUCACCUUUCAGGCGGGGCCAUUGGUAUAAGGCGAUGAAGCUCGACGCGCGGAUCAACAAUCUCCUGUCUGAACAGGAUGAAAGACGCCACGCAGAGUUACGAGCGAAGAUGAUGCCCGGAUACACUGCGAAAGAAGUCCCCGACCUCGAGGCGACCGUCAACGAUAGGCUCCUCGACCUCAUCGCGCUCAUUACGCGAGAAGGGAUAGAGAAACGCUCGUCCAUCGACUUCGCCACGUUCGCUCAGUAUUUCACUCUCGACAGCCUCACGCAUAUUGCAUUCGGCCGCCCCUUUGGCUUCCUAACGCACAACGAAGACCUCUACAACUACAACAAGACCAGCACCGCGUUCUUCCCCGUGCUGGAACUCGGCACCAAUUUCCCAUGGGUGCACGCCAUCCUCUCCAGCCCCCUCCUGCAAGCGCUGGCGGGACCCAAACCAGAAGACAAAGCGGGCCUGGGCGCCAUCAUCGGCAUCGCUCAGGAGAUAGUAGCCGAGCGCUUCCACUCAGGUUCGGAAUCCAAGAACGAAAAGGACAUGCUCAACUCGUUCAUCAGACACGGCCUCACGCAGCUGGAAGCAGAAUCCGAAUCCCUGCUUCAAAUCCUCGCCGGCUCGGACAGCACGGCCACCACGAUCCGAAUGACGCUGUUGUUCAUGCUGACAAACCCGGCCGUGUACGUCAAGCUGCGGACCGAAAUCGACGCUGCCGUCGCCGACGGCCAAAUCUCCUUCCCCGUGGUCAAGUACAGCGAAGCCCAGACGCUGCCUUACCUCCAAGCGUGCAUCAAGGAGGGUCUCCGCGUCUGGCAGCCUCUGAACGGGAUCGGGACGAAGCUCUCUCCACCAGAGGAGAUUGAGAUCUGUGGCGUCCGAAUCCCACCCCACACGCAGGUGGCCAUCAGCCAGCACAUGAUGAUGAAGAGACGCGAUCUGUUCGGCGACGACGCCGCCAUCUUUCGACCGGAGCGCUGGAUCGAGAAUGAUCCCGAGACGCUGAAGAGGAUGGAGCGCGUGUGGGAGUUGUCCUUUGCCGCCGGGAGGUUUACCUGUUUGGGCAAGGGCAUCGCGCUGAUGGAGUUGAACAAAGUGUUUGUAGAGCUCUUCCGGCGUUUCGACCUUGGAAUCGUCAAUCCCGUCAAGACGAUGGAGACGAAGUGCCAUCAGAUUCAUGUUCAGAGAAAGAUGUUUCUGCAUGUCACGGCACGGGCCAUGUGA